AUGGCCCCGAAGCUCCGCGUGCUCAUCUCGACGGACCAGGCGUACCCGCCAACGACAGUGUGCCAUGUGAACGGCGAGCCGACUCCAGUGAAGAACAGCAAGUUCGAGGGCACGAUCGCAGUCUACGUGAAGGGCUUCGAGGGCGAGGGCAAGGCGGGAGAGGGAGAGGCGUACUUCGGCAAGCGAGACGACAUGACCUACGGCAUUGUCGUUCGAGGCCACUUCCUCGACUCGCCGACGGCUGACGAGGUCGUCUUCGGCAAUGUGUUCGAGCUGCCGAUCCGUGACUCGCUGCCGUGGGGAACGGCCAUCGCGACCAAGUUCAUGUACUUCAUCGACCCCACGCUCGAGCUCGACGUGUAUGCCGACAAGCCGUGGGCGCUGUCCCCCGUCGUGUCGACGAUGACGAAGCUGCGGAUGAAGAAGGGCGAGGAGGACCAGAGCGGCAAGGCGUUCGUGGAGGAGGACUCGCUGUCGGUAAUCCCCGAGGUCGCGCACUUGGCGAACGACACGCCCGCGCGCAGAAAGUAUCUCGCGGACCCGUCGAACCGCUCCAGCCUGGUGCUUACGCCCGACAUCGAGAUGGGCAUGGAGUUCUCAAACGGCAUCCUCGACUUCAACACGCUUAGCGUACAGCUCCCCAAGCCGUUCAGCGUCUCCUUCAACCUGCUCAAGUACUGGGACGGACAGCCGGUCACGUACGUGUGCCGCCGGAAGGGCGACAAACCCCUGGACCCGGAAGGGAUGUACUGGAGCGUUGCGUUUGAGAUUGUGGACGAGGACGCGAGGAAGGAGCUCGAGAAGAAGGGCAAGACGGUCCUGGAGAGCACCGAGCUCAAGGACAAGAGCGUCGCCGGCGAAGAGGAGGACGGCGCCAAGUCGGCUGCGAAGUAG
Trichosporon asahii var. asahii CBS 2479 is the source of this 894-nucleotide messenger RNA. RefSeq lists its product as uncharacterized. The transcript has 2 exons. Lineage: Eukaryota; Fungi; Basidiomycota; Tremellomycetes; Trichosporonales; Trichosporonaceae. The record is from RefSeq and is a predicted model, not a curated record. Bases 1 to 894 code for a protein of 297 amino acids.